This is a messenger RNA of Sordaria macrospora k-hell, 1959 nucleotides long. RefSeq lists its product as uncharacterized. Gene Ontology annotation, biological process: anaphase-promoting complex-dependent catabolic process. Gene Ontology annotation, cellular component: anaphase-promoting complex. NCBI's taxonomy places the organism in Eukaryota, Fungi, Ascomycota, Sordariomycetes, Sordariales, Sordariaceae. The record is from RefSeq and is a predicted model, not a curated record.
AUGCUCCGCCGCCCUUUAACAGUCCUCGCCAUCACAGCCGAGGACAUAGCCUCCUACGAAGACCGCGCCCACGAGCGGCAAAAGGCUCGCGAGAUCGCUGCUCGCACGCAAGCUCGUCAGGAUGCUAUGAGACGGGGUCAUGGUCACCACCCCCAGCAACAUCAACAGCAUCACCAGCAACAACCACAGCAGCCUACUGCAGGAGCGAGGAUUUUUGGGAGGGAACAACAUCCUGGUGUUGGGAAUGUUGCGGCUAGUGGUGGAUUAGGGUUUGGGCACGGUCACGGUCAUGGUGGUGGUGCGAGGAUAAGCGAACAGUACAUGGGUACUGGCACCGGCACUGGCAACGGCGACGACGGUGACGAGGAAGAAAGUGAAGAAGAAGAUGAAGAUGAUGCCGGAGACGAAAGUUAUUAUGCCCAGCGCCAUGCGCAAAGACAGGCGAGGAUGAUGGAGCAGCAAAGGGAGGCGGCGCAGAGAGUACAAGCUCAGCAACAACGACUUGCGCAGCAGCAGCAGCAGCAACAUGGUCAGGGUCAGGGUCAGGGUCAGGGGCAGGGUCAGGUGAGAGAGAGGACUACGACCACAACAACAACAACCACAACAGCUGGUCGAAGGGGCGGUGCCGGUACUUCCACCAGAGCAGCAGCACCAGCUAUGACAGCUACGACAGCUACGACAACUGCUGCUGGAGGGAGACAACCACGCGGUGGCCAUCAAUCACGCGCCGCAGCGGCAGCGGCAGCGGCAGUUACUCCCACUGGACCUACCGGACCUGCGAUGACAACACCAGCAGCAGGAGGAGGAGGCGGAGGAAGAAGAGGGCUACGCGGACCCACAACAACGACGCGUGCAGGACAACAACAAACCCCAUCUGCCACAGCCAUAGGAGGACAAUUCGACGGCGGAUCAGAUCAGCGCACUCAAGAAACAGAAGUAAACUCCUCAGAAGAAGAAACCCAGCGCCUGGACCGAGUCCAAGUCCCAGGGGCAGGGGCAAGGGGGUACACUUACUCUGGAGAAAUGGAUCUCGACAUUAACACGCACAUCCCGCUUAUUCCGUCCCCCUCUGACGAUAACGACACGGUUGUUAAUUAUGGUGGUAUCGACAACGGCAGCAACGACAGAAAUGGUGAUAGAGAAAGAGGAAGAGACAACAACAUAAGAGGAAUGGAAAUUCUUGUUCCACCCUACCACCUCCAAAGCUACGGCUACGGCUUGCAAGUGGAAAGUCAUGAGAUUCAGUUCCAUACUCCGCCUGUUGCUAGUCAAUCUGGGAAUCAGGUCGUUGGGACGCCUGUUAAUCAGGUGCAUUAUUCGCAAGUUUCUCAAUCUCAACCUUCCCAACUCUCUCAGCACACUCAGCACAGUCACGCAACAACACACCAUAACCAACAACCCCACCCCUCUCAACCUCAACACCCUCCUCACAAUGCACGAACAACCAACAACACCAACCGCCGCCAAUCCCAAUCCCAAAAUAUCCCCCCACCAGCACCAACCCCUCCCGUCCCUCGCACAGCAACCCCCAACCCCCACCGUACUCCCCGUGCUCCGACAACGACAACCACCCCCCAACCAAACCAACCAGUGGCACAAACAACAGCAACAACACCAGCCCAGCGCGCCUUACUUCAAGCCCAACAGCGUGCACAAGCAACCCAGCAAGCCUCCGCUAUCCGCGCCCAACGAAGAAGAAUGGCUAUGGAAGCGGAUGAGCAGGAGGGGUUAUAUGCUAGGUUGACUAGGGGACAUGCGAGUUUGAGUGUGGCUAGUACUGCUGUGCCUGCUGGGUCGGGGCCGAGGGUUGGUGCCGGUGGUGCCGGUGCUGGUGCUGCUGUAACGCCUGAGGGACAGGUUAGUGGUGGAGCAGGUGCUGGAGCAGGAGGAGGAGGAGGAGGUGCUGGUGGUCCUGGAGGGGGAGGGAGGACUGCGGCGCAUGGGAGACGGAGGGGUUAG